AUGGAGGAGGUCUACCAAGAGUUCAAAAAAAUCAGAUUCAAUGGAGGAUACACAUUGGGUCUAAUGAACCCUAGGCAUGUAUUGAUUCGAUUUGAUCAAGAAGAUGAUUACCAGAGAUGUUGGAUAAGGACAUUGUGGAACAUUGGAGGUUUUUCAAUGAGGAUAUUGAAGUGGAAACUGGGUUUUUGCUUUGAGGAAGAUCCACCGGUGGUUCCAAUAUGGGUUUCCCUUUCUGAUUUUCCAAUUGAGUAUAUGCACCCGGAAGUAAUUUUCUCCAUGGCAACCACACUUGGGAAGCCUUUGAAGGUGGACACCCCUACCUUGAAUAUGACACGACCAUCUGUGGCUCAAUUUUGCGUUAAAGUUGAUCUCACCAAGGAGCUCCCAAAAUCCGUGAAGAUUGGCAAAAAAGGGCAAGAAAAACAUCCACCGCGUAAGAAAGAUGACGGCAAAAAACAUGAGGAGAAGCAUGAUGAUCCGGUUCAUAAGAAAAAAGGCCUCAAAAUUGCACAAACAAAACCUAAAUGGUUAUUUAAAGGUAGUGAGGGAAAAUCCAAAUCUCCAAAUCUGCAAGUGGAAAUAGUGAAGGACUACCCUUUGAUUGUUAAAGCCACUGAGAAGCAACCCUCGAAGCAGCAAAGUCUCCCAGAGGCUGAAACCCUAGCAUUGCCAAGUGUGGAACCACACCCUGCGGAGGAAACCCUAGCAGCGUGGAACUUUGAAUCGCAACCCCAUACUAUUGAGUUGCAGCCGCCUGUGAUUGAACCGUGGUUGUUGGAAUCGUCAUCUGGAUUGUCCAUUAAGGAGAAGGCAUCGAUUCCGGUGGAUAUUCCGGAUAGCUCAGACUCUAGAACUGAGCAACUUGAGGUAGAACAUCCAGUUUGUGUUGAAGUUGUUAAGAUGGACAAAGUUGCAGUUACUGAAAUAGUGUCUAACUGA
This is a messenger RNA of Oldenlandia corymbosa var. corymbosa, 939 nucleotides long. The record is from the annotation of a GenBank genome assembly. Lineage: Eukaryota; Viridiplantae; Streptophyta; Magnoliopsida; Gentianales; Rubiaceae.